GGAUCCUAUUUUUGUUGCCUUUCACUCUGUUCAUGAUACUUGGGUUAGUUAUUACGAAAUGACUACGACUGAAGACCGAGAGAAGAGGCCAUUUCUGGCCAGCGAGGAAGACGAUGCUGACUCUGAAGCUCUGGCUGGCUCACGGCGUAAAAAUGACUCUUCGCAAUUCCAAUUUCUCAAGUCGCAUCGCAUGCUCUUUAUUCUUCAGAUGAUCCUCCUCGCUGGGAAUAUUGCCUUCUUCAGCUGGAACUUAACCUGUGCGAAGAAAAUGAAGACCAGGAAUGUUAAUGAUGGGCUGCAGGUAUAUACACCCGCGCAGUCAUCACUCCAGUACACGGUCGAAGAAAUGACCUUUGCGCCUCCCAACAACCCCUUUGCCGGAGGGCCCAGUCCUGAAACUGACCGAGCGUGGUCCGAUCUGCUCAGAGGUGGUAUGGUCAAGCUAUCCGAAGAGGAGCUACAAAAGAUGAACAAAACCUCCAUCAAAUUGAAAGACGGGAGUGGAUACCUCGGAUAUUUGGAGUCGAUUCAUAUGCUACAUUGCGUGAAACGUAUCUACCAAUACCAAUAUCCAGACUACUAUCCCGAACUUCAAGACCUGCACGCCUUUGAGCCGGGCCAUUGGGAUCAUUGUCUCGAAGUACUACGUGAAGGGAUUCUGUGCAAUGCAGAUAUCACGGUCAAUACGUACUAUUGGAAAAGCCCGACGGAGAUUCAUGGUAAUCGAACGGGGACGCGGAAAUGCACUAAUUGGAAGAAGAUUCAGGAUUGGGCGAUUGACAGGGCAGUUGAGUUUGAUGGGCCGGAUGCGCUUACGGAUAGCUUAGUGAGGGAGGGAGAUGAUGAUUUAUUAUGAGUUUUGAAGAGCUUUCUACAGGGCUGAUGGUUAUGGUACAACGCAGAAUAACGACAGUAAUGUCUGAAGUGUUCUGCAUUGUUAAUGACGAAAGCUCGAAGCAAAAUUCCCUUCACGGCCCUAUUAACUCAUCGGUACUUGCAGCCCUCCCCUCCAUCCACUUAUGCAGUUUAUCCCAAUUAACGCAUUUCUGC
This is a messenger RNA of Aspergillus steynii IBT 23096, 1050 nucleotides long. Its product is annotated as oxidase ustYa family protein. The record is from RefSeq and is a predicted model, not a curated record. NCBI's taxonomy places the organism in Eukaryota, Fungi, Ascomycota, Eurotiomycetes, Eurotiales, Aspergillaceae. Gene Ontology annotation, biological process: mycotoxin biosynthetic process. Bases 59 to 856 code for a protein of 265 amino acids. The transcript has 5 exons.